CCCUUAUUGACUUAUUCUUAUAGAAAAAGUAGACUUGUUUCAAAAGGUUCCUAUUUUUCCUAUUUUGGAGCUAAAAGUAUCUCUUCAAGAUUUCUGACAAUGAGAAUAUAAGAAAAUUCACAGAUCUUUGCCGAAUUGUGAGAUGAAAACUGAUGAUAAAUAUUGACUUCAGAAGCAUGACUCAUCAAAUCCGAGGACUCCAAUUGCUCCUCAGGUUUUCUCACAGAUGCCUUUUUUGCAGUCUAAAAAUACUAACAAAUCAGAAUACUCUGAGGAUCUUGGUAGUUCAUCAGACAGACAAACCAGCUUGGUAUCUUCAUUUUCAACAAUAAAGCUGUCAAGAAGACAAAUGAAGACUAUUGAAAGAAAUUUUACUAAUUCAAACGCAAGAAAAGAUGUAGUCUAUAAAGCUAUCCUCAGAUUCUUUAGGAGAGCCUGCCAGUUCGAAGUCAAGCAGAUGAGAUGCAGGUACUCGAACUAUGAGCAGAUGAAUGGAAUCUCCUGUAACCAUCUUGAUGAGAAGUCUACCACUUUUCUCCAAGAAGUGCUAGGGUUAUCAGUGACACAUCAACUAAAAGAGUUGUUCUUAGUACUAAUCACUUUCAAGCCUAUUCAGCCCGGCUUGACUGCUUCAAGCUAUGUCUUCAGCGAUUUGCUCACCAAUUGUAUUAAAAAAUUUAAUAAAAAAAAUUUGAGCCAGCUAUUUGCUAACAAAUUAUUAGCAAAAAUGUUCUUAGCCUUUUGGAAAAAUCAGCAGAGAUUUCAAGAGAUGGUUACUAACCUAAAUCAAAACAGAGUUGAAGAAAUAAACCAAAGAGCCUUCAGAUACUACCUCAACAGUCUCCUCCAUACCUGCAAUCAGACUCUAAACAUGCCAACUCAGAAUGGUUCAUAA
Moneuplotes crassus is the source of this 895-nucleotide messenger RNA. The record is from the annotation of a GenBank genome assembly. Lineage: Eukaryota; Ciliophora; Spirotrichea; Euplotida; Euplotidae.